Messenger RNA from Carcharodon carcharias (great white shark), 4032 nucleotides. RefSeq lists its product as uncharacterized. The record is from RefSeq and is a predicted model, not a curated record. Bases 4 to 789 code for a protein of 261 amino acids. Lineage: Eukaryota; Metazoa; Chordata; Chondrichthyes; Lamniformes; Lamnidae. The transcript has 8 exons.
ACGAUGGCAGCGGUGGGGAGGACGGAGCCGCUGCGGGAGCCCUGCACCUACCAGCGGCGUUUCAGAGUGGAUGUUAACGUUAAGAAACCCCUUCGACCCAUCCAAUUGAGCAGUGAGCAAGUGGCUGUGGAAAUCUGGUCUCUCUGUUUUCAGCUUGAUCUCCUUAUCCGGGCUGAGGUGCAUCAAUUACAGGAACAGCUUAGGGAAGACAAAAGUCCCGUAGAGUCAGAGUCUUUUCACAUAAGAGGUGUAGAUUAUGUUGAAAGAAUUAAACAAUAUCUGGAACAUCUGCCAGACCCUGUUCCACAGUUAGAGGACUAUCUGGAUUCUCAAGGAUUGUCGACAUUGUUUCCCCGUGUUGAAAUAUUUGUAAUACAUGGUAGACCUGUUGACAUGCUGGAACAACCUCCCUUGGAUGAUUAUUUUUCCCACAUUGGGAAACUAAAUCAGCUCCUGGUUUUAAGCCAGCAGUUGGAAGAUGAUGUGCAGCACCUGGGAAGCCACAAGUACAUAGCACAUCAGCUUUCAGUCUUAUAUAAAGUUAUAAAUUAUUUCAGUGGGUCUGUUCGUUUGGACAUCUUAAAAAAAGACAUUGAAGCUAAUUUCAAAGCUUUAAAAUCUGGACUGGCAGUUGGUGAGGGGUUGGAGAAGGAGCCUGUGCUACCGUACCAUUACGUAAACUGGAUACUCUGCCUUACUCGCAGUAUCACUACAAUUGUGUCCACCUUUCCUGAAGAACUUACAGAAGAAAUGUCUUUGGCCAUGACUUUUGCUAUGAAUUUGAGAUAAUGCUAAUGUGCGCAAGCACACUUUUUAGGAUGCUAGCGAACUGAAGUAAUAUAUUUAAUACUGCACUGAACAUCAGUCUGAAAUGAUUCAACAGUUAGCCGUGCGUUUUAAAGAAACUUAAUAUUGCUCUUUUCUUCCCUCUUCUGAAUGUGCUGGCUCAUACUGGUUUAGGUGCCUCUGUUACCUUACUCAAAUAUGCAUUCUUUGUGAGCCAGUAUAGAUAUAGAAUAUUCCCAGUUUAUAAUGACUGGGGGAGAGGUGGGGUUGGGCAGUCAUGGCAGCCCAACACAUUGAUUCUGCCCCCACACAAGCGCAUGGCCACACAAGCGCCUUGAGACGUUUUACUAUGCUAUAGGUGCUACAUAAGUGCAAACUUGUUGUUGUUCCUGUUGACAGGAGUCACUGGAUGGCAAUUAGGAGCAGGGAUCCUGGUUGCUUUCCCUCCUGCCACUUGCUAGCCCAACAACACGAAGAUCACCUUCAGCACCCCUUUUGGUAUUCCAGCUGAGACUAACUAAUUCAGGGAUCAAACCUGGGACCUUGUCAUUUUGCGUGGCUUAGUUCCCACAGUGCACUUAGCCAAAUGAGCCAUCAGAGGAAAGUUUGAAACAUCAUUAUCUAGUUACCCAAUAUAAUGCAUCUUGCGCCAGCCAGUUGUAGAGCAAAUGAACAUCGCAGGUACUGAUUUAAAACAAAUGAAGUAAAAUGAUAUGCUUUUAAUGCUUAAAUUUUCCUUCAUUUGACAUUCAUUCUCUCUUCUCCACCCAUGCUUUUCUUUAUUAGUCCAGUUAUGAUGGCCUCAUCAGAGGUGGGAUUGUAGACAAAUAGGUUGCCCAUUUCUCCAGCAUUUUCUAAGCUAUGUUAUGAUGGCCGGCGGUGUGGUCCCUGAAAAACAAAAUGGAGAAAAAACACAUUAUUUUUAACUAAUUUUUACCUCUUGGAUGUGAUGCUGAGCUUUGGAGCAUCCCACCGAGUAUCCAGACAAGACCUGGUACAAGUUAAUAAAAAAGCAAAAUGCAUUCUGCAGAUGCCGAAAAUCUGAAAUAAAAACAUAAUAUGUUGGAAAUACUGAGCAGGUCAGGCAGUGCCUGUGGAGAGAAACAGAGUUAACAGGCUGGAUUUUCCAACUCUGUGGAUCUUUAAAAAUGGCGGCCGGGACCUGAUUCCAGGGUUCCCGACCCCAUUCUCGAGGUUUCUCAUUUUCAGCAGGGCUUCCUAAGGGUGCAGGCUGACUUGGGUUGUGAGCCACUUGGCUGGCUCCAUUGCAGGGAUAGUCAUGUCUUUCUCAUCCUCAAUUUUCAUGGAGCCGGGCCAACUUUACAAAGAGUUGUGGUUCACGGCACCUCAGAGCUGUCAUGAGUCAUAGUCUGCAGGAGGGAACCUUUUGAAAGGUAAAGUCAAAAUUUUAUCCUCAUGGCCCCAUGCCAAGGGAUGCCUGCACCCACCUCCCUAUGGCCCUUUAUGCUCCCCCAUGCCAAGGUAUGUCACUUCGAUGUCCAUUCACCCACUGUACGCUGGAUAGAACUAAUGAACCCUAUAGUGACAAUAGGAUGUGUAAAAACAGCUUUAAAAAAAAAGUAGUGAAACAGCUGAGCCCCAGGGAAAACGUUGUUUGAUUGACCAAUGCUGUCAAUUUGAUCUCUGAUCGAUGCUGUCAAUUUCACAAUGUUUAUUUACACAAGAUAAAGGUUUCAAAUGCUUGCAGGUUCUGCUAUCGAUACUUUAAAGGGUCUGGAUGAUUUUUAAAAUCUGUUCAUGGGCUGUGAGAAUCACUGGGUAGGCCAGCAUUUGUUCCCCAUCCUUAAUUGCCCUUGUCCACUUUUAUAGUAAAGAGAUUUUUUUUAAGAAAGUGGAAAGUUAUUCGUGACUUUUUUUAAAGCUGGCAUUGGGGCAUGAGGGGCCGUAGGAUUGGUUGGGACAUUGCUUGGCAUGGAAGGGGCAUGAGGACCAUAGGGGCUCAGGAUGCAUGAAGUGGCAUGGAUGGGGCAUGGGAAGGUGGGUGUGAGAGGUAAGGGCUGGAGGGCCUUUCUGCUUCUUUAUAACUGGGAUGAAGUCCCACUGCACCGAGGCGGGUCUUUCAAACAGCCCGCCUCUGCACCCGGACUUUUUUCCCUGGUUGGCUGGCCUGGCUGCAGCUUGCAUCCGUGCCCCUACCCUGGAAUGAAAAUCCCGUCCUUCCUGGCACUUUCUCCCUAGCUGGGUGGGCCAAGCCAGGAAUUUCCCAACUCCCACUACAGGCCUCGUGGAUGGAAAUCGAGCCCAAUGUUUCAGGUCGAGAUGGCCUUUCAUCAGAAUGCAGAUUAAACUUUUCUGAUAAAAGUUAACAUGUGCUUUGUGAGGAUUUUAACAUUGAUCAAUGCUGUGACUUGAACCCUUUAGCAGAGUAGUUCGAAAAUUCAGCAAGCAAUCAGUGGAGAACAAAUCUUCUCUGUCUCAAUUACUACAACCCAAAUCUUUAUGCAAAUGGAUUGGUCAGGAUAGCAAACAAGUUUUUGGCUUUAUUUCUGGCAGCUGGGAUUAUUUCUGUUCUUGAUCUCAAACAACCAAAACUGUUUUCACUAACAACAAUUUCAUUUUUAAAUAUGGAAGAGAAUAUAUAGCAAAGCAAAAAUUGAUAACCAAAUGCUCAUAUAGGCACAUAUGACUUAACUUCUCCAUCUGGGGUUAAUUUAUAAGCAAUUAGUCCACUAAGACAUCCCUUUCCUAUCUCUAGUAUUUUUUAUAUCCAGUUUAAUCACAGAAUGGCUUUGGAUGAAGAAAUGUCUUCAGCCAAAGUGAUCUAAUCUUUUUGGAGCACUUACUUGCUAUUAUGACAUUUUGUUCCUUAAAUAAUUCCAGGCUCUAGCUUCUCCCAACCUGUUCCAGCUGUUCAUAAUCCUCUGCAAAUAGAAGAAGAAACAUUUAAUGCCCGUCAUAAAUAUGCCUUUCACAAUCCGAACCUGUGCUUUCUUGUUCUCCUCUCCUUGUGUAUCUGAAAACAUAGGCCCAGACCUGCUGAUCAGGAUUGGAAACCUUAUUUCCAAGCCUGAUCAGACAAAAAAUGCGCACUUGCCUUCUUCCGAUUUUUCUGAGCGAUCUCCCGAUGGAGGAUCCUUCACAACUGACUCUGCGCUGCUUCCUACGAGGUUUGCUGCACUGAGGAUUCACGCAGAAGCCAUGCUCCCUUUUGCGGCACUAGCUGCUGCAUUCCAAUAAGUAGAGUUUAAAUAUUCCAAACGUGCUUUGAGAACAGCUAUGGAGAGA